This is a messenger RNA of Morchella importuna, 1344 nucleotides long. RefSeq lists its product as uncharacterized. Gene Ontology annotation, cellular component: cytoplasm. Gene Ontology annotation, molecular function: saccharopine dehydrogenase activity. NCBI's taxonomy places the organism in Eukaryota, Fungi, Ascomycota, Pezizomycetes, Pezizales, Morchellaceae. The transcript has 4 exons. Bases 1 to 1344 code for a protein of 447 amino acids. The record is from RefSeq and is a predicted model, not a curated record.
AUGUCUGCAUCAAAGGUUCUUUUGCUGGGGAGCGGGUUUGUUGCGAAGCCCACGUUGGACAUUUUGGCCAAUUCUGGCAUUCAGGUUACUGUUGCUUGCAGGACCCUCGAGAAGGCUCAGGAGUUUGCCAAGGGUGUUGAGAACGCUUUCCCAAUCUCUCUCGACGUCGCAAACACCAGUGCUCUUGACGCUGAGGUUGCUAAGCACGAUCUCGUCAUCAGCUUGAUCCCCUACACCCACCACGUACAGGUCAUCAACUCCGCCAUCAAGAACAAGAAGCAUGUCGUAACAACCUCCUACGUCUCCCCCGCCAUGGCCGAGCUCAACGCCGCCGCCAGGGAGGCCGGCAUCACCGUCAUGAACGAGAUUGGUCUCGACCCUGGUAUCGACCACCUCUACGCCGUCAAGAUGAUCGACGAGGUCCACAACGCCGGCGGCAAGAUCCUCUCCUUCCUCUCCUACUGCGGUGGUCUUCCCGCCCCCGAGGUCUCUGGCAACCCGCUCGGAUACAAGUUCUCGUGGUCUUCCCGCGGUGUGCUCCUCGCCCUCCGCAACAGCGCAAAGUACUACAAGGACGGCAAGAUCGAGGAGAUUGCGGGCGAGAAGCUCAUGGAGGCUGCCAAGCCGUACCACAUCUACCCCGGCUUUGCGUUUGUGGCCUACCCCAACCGUGACUCGUCGCCGUACAAGGAGCGCUAUGGAAUCCCAGAGGCAGAGACCAUCAUCCGUGGUACGCUCCGCUAUGCGGGCUUCCCCGAGUUUGUGCGCACGUUGGUGGACAUUGGGUUCUUGUCGGAUGAGCCGGCCGACUUCUUGAAGGAGUCGAUCCCGUGGAAGACGGCGGUGGCCAAGAUCUUGGGGUCGAGCUCCGAGAAGGAGGAGGAUCUCGUCUGGGCCAUUGGCAGCAAGACCAAGUUUGCCGACAACGAGGAGAAGAACCGCAUCAUUGCCGGAAUGAAGUGGCUCGGUCUGUUCAGCGAGGACAAGACUAUCCCCCGUGGUAACCCGCUGGAUACGUUGUGUGCUACGCUGGAGCAGAAGAUGGAGUAUGGGCCCGGCGAGAGGGACAUGGUUAUGCUCCAGCACAAGUUUGUGAUUGAGCUUGCUGAUGGAAAGAAGGAAACCCGCACUUCUACCCUCAUCGAGUACGGUGAUCCCAACGGCUACAGCGCCAUGGCCCGCCUUGUCGGUGUCCCCUGUGCUGUUGCUGUGAAGCAGGUCCUUAACGGAACCAUCUCUGAGAGGGGUGUGUUGGCGCCCAUGGACGCCAAGAUCAACGACCCGUUGAUCAAGGAGCUCAAGGAGGAGUAUGGCAUCGAGUGCAUUGAGGCCACUGUUGCUUAG